Messenger RNA from Neodiprion fabricii, 1408 nucleotides. Its product is annotated as pyrroline-5-carboxylate reductase 2-like. Lineage: Eukaryota; Metazoa; Arthropoda; Insecta; Hymenoptera; Diprionidae. Gene Ontology annotation, biological process: L-proline biosynthetic process. The coding region runs from base 188 to 1003 and encodes 271 amino acids. The record is from RefSeq and is a predicted model, not a curated record. The transcript is spliced from 6 exons. Gene Ontology annotation, molecular function: pyrroline-5-carboxylate reductase activity.
AGCAUAGCGCAGAGUUUCCACAACAGUAAGAUUACUAAUCGCAGACCUUGAGGUUCAGUUAUCCACGCGCAGUUCUACUUGCUGCACGAAUAUCGCUCCGUUUCAGAAUAAUUAUUACCGAAGCUCUCAGUUCUCGUGUUUUUGACUAUCGAUUUUGCUUGACGAUCGGUGUACUUUGAGUUAUAAAAUGUUGAAGAUCGGAUUCUGUGGAGCCGGUAAAAUGGCUCAAGCUUUAGUCAAGGGAUUUAUAGGAGCCGGAUUGACCAAGGCAGAGUUGGUUUUGGCCAGUUGUCUCCCAAACGAUGCUGACAGCAUAAAAGCCUUCCAGGAUAUUGGUGCGCGAGCGAUCUUCGAGAACCGGACGAUCGCUGAACACGGCGAUGUUCUGAUCCUUGCGGUGAAGCCACAGGUCGCCCCUGCGGUACUUUCGGAGUUGAAGAACAGCCCGCGAAAGUUAACGCUAUCAAUCGCGAUGGGUGUGUCUCUGGCUGCCCUAGAAAAGGCUCUGCCGUCGGGUACCCCGGUCAUCAGGGUAAUGCCAAAUACGCCCGCGCUCGUGGGUUGCGGUGCAACAGUAUAUGCACGCGGUUCUAACGCUGGCGACGAGGAUGUCGCGAUAGCGAAACGGCUCUUCUCCAGUGUCGGAGUAUGCGAGGAGGUGACGGAGACCAUGAUUGACCCUGUCACAGCAUUGGCCGGAUCCGGUCCCGCUUACGUCUACAUGAUGAUUGAAGCCCUGGCCGACGGAGGGGUGAAAAUGGGCCUCACCAGACCUUUGGCUUACAAAUUAGCGGCACAGACAGUUCUGGGAGCUGCAACUAUGGUUCGGGACACGGAUGAACACCCGGGGAAGCUAAAAGACGACGUAGCAUCCCCAGCAGGCUCAACAAUCACGGCCAUCCACUAUCUGGAGCGACAUGGUUUGAGAUCUGCCCUCAUCGGCGCCGUUGAAGCUGCUACUGAGCGUUGCAGAGAGGUGACCGCGGCUGCUAGACCAAAUUAGGAGUUCGUGAAGGAUAAGUGUAGAAUGUGAUUGAGGCGAAACGCCCAUUGUUCGUUCAGGAAAACGUUCAUAGCAUUAGUCGGAAUAUUCGAAGGUCCUGGAGCUCCUACUCAUGACAGACCGCGACAAACAUUCGGUUGAAAUCGUAAUUAUUGAUUAUACUGCAGUGCGACAGUGACUUCAGAAAGAUGUGGCUUUUGGGAGCGCUCUCAGUUGCCAUGGGAGAACGUUGGUGUUGGUGUCAUAAAAGUUAGUAACAAAUGAGUGUUAGACUAAAUUCGAAUUGUUUUUUAAUGAAUCAGUGUGAGCAGAUCAUGUAUGUAGUACUUAAGAGGGCAAAAUCGUUGUACGAAAAAUUCCAACGAUUGAGAUAGUGUACAUAAAAUAAACUCUUUUUGAAAGCUA